Molecule: messenger RNA, 1285 nt
Organism: Mytilus californianus (California mussel)
Lineage: Eukaryota; Metazoa; Mollusca; Bivalvia; Mytilida; Mytilidae
Exons: 2
Coding region: 142-1047 (301 amino acids)
Biological process (GO): regulation of apoptotic process
Source: RefSeq, a predicted model, not a curated record
UUAAUAGAAUUAAAUGGGUGUUGAUUGCAAUCAAACAAGUGAUAAGUAUAUCCGCCCCGGAAAACAGAAACUAGAUAUGAAUAUUUUGUACAGUUGUCAGUACAAUAAUAUGUAUAGCCUAUAAGUUAGUUGUGGUUUACCAUGGACCCAACUCAAAAGACCGCGCUUACAAAAUGCAAUCUUUAUAUAAAGAAAAAUUUGACCAAUAUAGAUCGUAUUCUUGACAUUCUAUUAAAAGAGGGAUGUUUGCUGUGGGACGAAAGAAUACAGUUUGGCAGCGAAAAAUCUUCAGAUGACAAAUGCCAGAAUCUUCUGGAAAUAUUGGUCAGACGAGGUGGGAUAUGCUAUAAAACAUUCUUAGAUUCACUGAAGACAACUGGUAAUGAACAUAUUGCGAAAGAAAUUGAAGAUGCUCUUUCCUUUCGUAAAGGUGACGACAAACAAAUGUCAGAAUCAGAUACCGAUGACGAGAAGGACAAAACAAUAACGGAUCUUAGAGUACGUAUUGAUGAGCUGACAUUAGAACUCGAGGAUAAAAACGACAAACUUAAGCUUCUUAGAGACCAACAGCGUAGAGCUUUAGAUGAUCUCAGAAAACAGAGAGAGAAAAAUAGUGAAAAAGAUUUGACAAUAAAAAGUUUAGAAAGGAAAAAUCAUGACUUAGAAAAAGAGAUAAACAAAUUGAAAAUCACUAUUGAAAAUAUUCAGAAACAACUUAGGCGGGUCGAGGAAGAAAAGAAAAAGACUGCUAAUGAGCAGUUAAGGGCUAUUCAAAAUCUGGAAAGAAAACAAGAUGCUACUCAAAAAACAUGCGAGAAGUUAUGUGAAAAUUUUACCGCUUUUGCAAGAGACUUUUCAAAGAAUUUUCCUUUGCAAGCUGAAGUUAAAGUUCCGAAUCAAAAAGCUCAAGCCAUAAAAGACAUUCAAGACGAAGUUCAAAAACCGUCACCACCAAAGAAGUUUAAUAACCGACAGAGACGACGGGGAUUGGCUACCUGUAACUUUAGCGAUGCUGCGGACUGGAGAACAACGCGAACACCUCGAUGAUCUGAAUUAAGUUCGCGUAAAAACUGACAUCGUUUGGGGUUUUUGCUCGUUGGUUUGCCAUCUCAUUGACUUUUACUCCGCAUCUCCUUGCUCUCAUAUAUUUUCAUUUAUUGAAUUCUAAUUUGCAUCGAUAAAACUAAGUAGUGUUUUUCAUUUGAGAUGAUCAUUAAUUAUUGUCUUGCUAUUUAAAUGGAGAUGAUGAUUGGUGAAUAUUUAAGAAAUAAAAAAAAAAAAAAUG